CCCAUCCUUCUUAGAAUCCGGCAGCAGACUGAAAAUGUUAUUGAUUCCCAUUCGUGUUGCAGUAUUGGUUGGAGGCUGCCAUUAUAUUCUGGCGUAUCUUGCAAUACGAGAGAGAUGUAGACGAGCUCUGGCUGUGUUUUUCGUAAAGCUUGCUGCUUUUUUUUCUCGUUUUAUCUUCAAUUAUUGAGCUUCCAUCAUUCUAGCUGUUACCUCGUUGGUAAUAAGUGAGUGAUAUAAAAUGUCUUCGUUGACAAGAUCUUCCUUUCGAGAAAGUGGUGCAACUAUAGGUUCAGAUAGUGACCGCAGAACUGUGAUCGUCGAACGGCUCAAUGGAUCUUUUGGCUUCACUUUACAGAGUUAUGGCAUCCAAUAUCGUGAAGAGUCUGAUGUAGAAAUUGUCACCUACGUCGACUUCGUGGAUCCUAAUGGACAUGCUAAUAAAGCUGGCCUUCGUUCAGGGGACGUCAUUGUAUCGAUUAAUGGCCAAGAUGUGGAGCGUGCGGACCAUGCAACCUUAGUUUCGAUUAUCCAGUCGUGUCCCGAUCGUAUACGGAUGGUCGUCGUGUACGAAAAUUGUGUCCGUAAGGUGGAAUUGCACAUGAAGUACAUCCGGCUGACGCAGAUGUUGGAGGCCAAGGCUCGCGACUACCAGGAAGUCUGCGCCAAAGAGAAAGCUGUUGUAUCCCGUUUGGAUAAAAACCGAGGGCCAGGAACGUACCACACGAUUCAGAAUCCGUCUCGUGUAGUGAUCCGUCGCCAUCCCACUAAUUCACCGCCAUCUAUUACUCCCGGAUCUUAUUCCAGCAAAUCACUACCCCGCCCUCAGAAUCCGACUGAAGCAGCUCGGAGGAGUCCAUCGGCUGGCGGAUCUUCAUUUCACACGGAUGCACAAUGCAGCCAAGGCAGCAGUAGAGGGCUGUCGUAUUUGUGUAUUGGCCGUGCAUCUGAUUGUGACUGUUGCUUCCGGCCAGAAGGAUAUAGGAUCUCUACGUCAGCGUCUGAACCUCGCCGUUCCAAGCAGCAAAACCAACAGCGUCCGCGUAGCGUUCAUUUAUCCUGUUACAAGGAGACCAGUGCUCCUUCACCAGAUGAACACUACUUGAUCCGUCCGUCAGAUCGAGGUGGUGGUAAUUGCAAGGCUUAUGGUGGUUACGGGUUCGGGUACGAAUACUCAACGGUCAGAAAUCAGCAUCCCCAUAACCCAACGUCUUGUAUGAACAGGCCGGUGGAUCCCCAGUAUUACGGCCUGUAUCCCCAGCCGCCAAUCCCUCCACACAAGUCAGCUGACGAUCUUCUUUUGGCUGCCCAAUUCCAGAAUCAGUGUCAUUUCAACAAUUUCACACAUAGUCAGCAUCCCCAGUUUCAGGUUCCUUGCCAUCCUGUUAGCCGUGGUCCACAUCAGGGGAAGCCGCAACAAUCGCAUGCAUUAGAUUCCAUUGCAUUUUACACCCGUCCGCCUCAACCUACGGUGUCUCGUUCAGCAGCGAGAGUGGUGUCGCAACCCCACCAACCUUCACAAUCUCAUUAUCGUCCGUUUUAUCAGCCACAAGCCGAACGUCAAUUAAGCAGCCCGGGAAACGACGACGAGGGUGGCUUUAACGAGGCUCGGCGCUUCCGUACGUUACCGGCUGUUAAUGCUAAAAGAGGCCCUGAUAACCGUUAGGAUUGUAUAUUUUUCAUUUUCGAUAAUGUGUUAUAUACCUGUCUUCUCUACGUGAUUUAAGAGAUUUGUUAAUUGGUUUUGUAUUAACGACAUUUCAGUAUAAUAAAGAAAAAAGAAAUUUUCCAACAUUAAAA
Messenger RNA from Daphnia carinata, 1797 nucleotides. It is a transcript of the gene ssp6, whose product is annotated as microtubule-associated serine/threonine-protein kinase 3-like. The record is from RefSeq and is a predicted model, not a curated record. The coding region runs from base 239 to 1663 and encodes 474 amino acids. NCBI's taxonomy places the organism in Eukaryota, Metazoa, Arthropoda, Branchiopoda, Diplostraca, Daphniidae. The transcript is spliced from 7 exons. Gene Ontology annotation, molecular function: protein binding.